CACCAACAACACUACCGGCAUUUCGUCCGAAUCUUCCGCAAGCGUAAUCGCGCAAGGAAUUACCCUCAAAUGAAUCGUUACUUAAUCAACCUAUCGUACAUCGGCACCCGGUUUCGUGGCAUUCAGCGGAAGAUCGACAAGUCGGUGGGCCAGUUUCAGGAUCCUCACACCGUACAGGGAGUCAUCGAGGAGGCACUGCUUAAGCUACGAUCGGUGAACGUUCCCACAUUAAAGCUGUCCAGUCGAACAGACACAGGCGUACACGCUCUCCACAACACUGUCCAUGUAGAUUUGGAACGGCCAAAUGGAAAGCCGUACGAUGCGGAAAAAAUCACCAAAGCGCUCAAUCGUGCGUUCGAACGGGAUGCCCAAUCUUUGCGAAUACUAAGCACCGUACAUGUGCCAAAUACAUUCCAUGCGCGGUUGUGCGCCAAAUCCCGAACCUAUUUGUAUCGGUUGGCGGUGCUGAAGAAAGAAUACGCCCGUAAUCACCCCCUCCAGCAUCCACAAUCUCGAUUCAUACCGAUCGAAGAGCACGAUCGAUGCUAUUUUCUUGGGCAUCCGCGGUUCGAUAUAGACACGUUUGCCAACAUUGCACGUUCGUUUGAAGGUGUGCAUGAUUUUCGAACUUUUAUGGCAGUUGCUAAAGGAAAUCCGCGACAGCAGGAAGCGAUGCAUUCGCUGAGACGCAUCGAUCAGGUCACGGUGGAUCGAGGGCAGACAAUGACGACAGCCUUUAGUAGGGAGAAGACGGAAAAGUACUAUGACUUUUGGGACGUACGGGUACGAGGACGUUCGUUUCUUUACAGACAGGUACGGCGCAUGGUAGGAGCCUGGGUUGCAGCAGCCGAAGGACGCAUCAGUGAUCGGGACGUGUACCAUAUGCUCACAGUGCCCUCUCAAAACUCGUGGUGUUCCAACGUGUUUGUAGCUCCCGCUUACGCCCUCUACCUCUGCCAAGUAGAGUACGAUCCAGCCGAUCUCGCUUUUCCCGCGAUCACCCAGCAUCCCACCGGCGAUACCGAUGGCCAGUUUUCUGGAGCAACUGCGCAACCGCAAAACGGAACUCCAACGUACCGAAACGACCGUCACAUACAUGGAUGGUAGUCGGAAGAUUUUUCGAAACAAUCUCGAAAUUGAUGCACCUCCCCGGCUCGGAUUCAUCGUGGAUGACAGCCCCGACCAAGUGCCGGCAUGCAUUAUCAGCCAAUUUCUUUACCUAGGCUCGCAGGAUUGUGU
This is a messenger RNA of Anopheles coustani, 1239 nucleotides long. Its product is annotated as tRNA pseudouridine synthase-like 1. Lineage: Eukaryota; Metazoa; Arthropoda; Insecta; Diptera; Culicidae. The coding region runs from base 70 to 1107 and encodes 345 amino acids. Gene Ontology annotation, biological process: tRNA pseudouridine synthesis. The record is from RefSeq and is a predicted model, not a curated record. The transcript is spliced from 5 exons. Gene Ontology annotation, molecular function: pseudouridine synthase activity; RNA binding.